Molecule: messenger RNA, 936 nt
Organism: Mucor velutinosus
Lineage: Eukaryota; Fungi; Mucoromycota; Mucoromycetes; Mucorales; Mucoraceae
Exons: 3
Coding region: 1-936 (311 amino acids)
Biological process (GO): iron import into the mitochondrion
Cellular component (GO): mitochondrial membrane
Molecular function (GO): ferrous iron transmembrane transporter activity
Source: RefSeq, a predicted model, not a curated record
AUGCAUCAUCCCGAAGAAGAAGAGGAUUACGACUACGAGUCGCUAGGAAGUAACACCACCAUGUUACAAAACGCAUUUGCAGGUGCUUUAGCUGGUAUCGCAGAGCAUUGCGCCAUGUAUCCAGUCGACAGUAUAAAGACAAGGAUGCAAGUGAUAUCGUCCAACACCAAAAUCAUUCAACAGCAACCACCAGUGACGCUUCGAAAUUUAUGGAAGGGUGUGAAUUCAGUUGUUUUGGGUGCAGGACCAGCACAUGCUUUACAUUUUGCAACCUAUGAAUUUUGUAAAGACUAUUUUGGAGCUAAUUCGAGUGGUCAUCAUCCUCUGGCUUCUGCUGCUGCUGGUGCUUGUGCAACAUUAGCCCAUGAUUCGCUGAUGAAUCCAUUUGAUGUCGUCAAACAACGUAUGCAAUUGCGUGAUUCAACUUAUAGAACGAUCCGAGAAUGUGCACGCAGCGUCUAUGUCAAGGAAGGCAUCACAGCAUUUUAUAUAUCGCUACCAACAACACUUGUCAUGUCGAUUCCAUUUCAGUCGAUCCAAUUUGCAACAUAUGAAUUUUUCCGAAAAGUGCUUGGUACAGAGACAACAGGAUACGAUCCCAAAACACAUAUUUUUGCUGGUGGCCUAGCGGGUGCAGUUGCAUCCUCCGUUACCACACCUCUGGAUGUUGUAAAAACGCUGUUACAGACCAGAGGCACCAGCAGUGAUCCUCGUAUUAGAAAUGCAACAGGAUUCAGAGACGCUUCGAGUAUUAUCAUGGAAAGAUAUGGAUUAAAGGGCUUCUUCAGAGGAUUCAGACCUCGUGUAUUAACACACAUGCCAAGUGCUGCCAUCAGUUGGAGUGUCUAUGAGUAUAUCAAAUGGAUGAUCAAUGUGCGAAACACUUCAGAGAAGCAAGAACAAAACCAGCAAAAAGAAAACUUUGUCUCUCUUUAA